AUGUCCGAUAUCGAGGACUAUGCAUACUCACCGUAUGAUGACAUUGAAGAUAUUCUGUACAAUGCCGACCCUGCCCCAGAAUUAGCCGACGACCUUGCCGACCAUGCCAUCCACAGCCCUGUGUAUCAAGAUGAAAUUGCCGGUUUCGAGCUUCAAGACUACUUCAGCGACUGGGAAUAUUAUUCUGACGAUUAUAUGGACGAUGAUCCGGUGUUGAUGAGACAAACACCCCAGGUUGGAAGCCCUCCCAGACCAUUUGCAAAAGAAAAUGACAAUCAGAAAGUCACCAAAAGAGGGAAGAAAAGGAAGUUGGCCGACACAUUGGACAUUCCCCCGGUGGACCCGAGGGACAGAGAAUUGUUGACACGCUGUAUCAAGGGUACGGUGUGGGCCAGACCUUCUGAGCGGAGUCCUCCACUCUACAGAAAUGGACAGGAGAGUAAAGUGGCCCUCAUGAAGAAUUGGAAGGAGGUGUUUGCGAUCACCGACGACGGAUGGCAUCCAGGGCUGGGCCAGUCUAAGGAGGAUGAGUCGUGGGCGCAUAACAUGAGCCUGGCAGAUAUGGGUCUACAAAAUGUGCACGGACAAACCUUUCACCGAGAUGCAGACCGGCAAGAGACGGAGUUUGAAGACGACGACGAAUUUAAUGAAUUUGAUGGGGAAGAGGAUGACGUUGAGGAGGGCGACGUGGUCAUCGGCUUUCCUGGGAUACUACCCGCGUCUGUGGCUCGUGCAUCCCACCUCUCUGCAGCCUCAGUGGAGGAUGCGGGAGGGGGACAGGGGAUAUCCAAGAUGACCUCUGUUAAUCUCACUUCGAAGCAUGUUCACCCAUCGAACGGACGUGACGCUUUGAGUGAAGAUGAUCUUCCUCGGAAACAGCGUCGACUCAAACUGGACAUUUCUUCGCCGCCCCAUUCUACCGAGUCAGCUGCUGGCCCGGCAGGAGAGACCGACUCAUGGCCAACUAGGGGAACAACGUCGCCGUACAAGGGGGAAACGAGGAGACCGGAGAACAUGCCCAAGGCCCAAGCCACCGAUGCAGAACAAGUCAAAGCGCCGAUUACGAACGGGUCAACAACCACAGGGAAUAGGAAAAGAAAGGCGACUGAGGAACCAUACGUUGAGGAAGGAGGUCCUUCCAAAUCCACUAGAAGCAGCCGUGCAUAG
Messenger RNA from Rhinocladiella mackenziei CBS 650.93, 1167 nucleotides. RefSeq lists its product as uncharacterized. Bases 1 to 1167 code for a protein of 388 amino acids. The transcript has a single exon. The record is from RefSeq and is a predicted model, not a curated record. Lineage: Eukaryota; Fungi; Ascomycota; Eurotiomycetes; Chaetothyriales; Herpotrichiellaceae.